Molecule: messenger RNA, 2343 nt
Organism: Sipha flava (yellow sugarcane aphid)
Lineage: Eukaryota; Metazoa; Arthropoda; Insecta; Hemiptera; Aphididae
Gene: Lmpt
Product: four and a half LIM domains protein 2
Exons: 10
Coding region: 407-2074 (555 amino acids)
Cellular component (GO): nucleus; Z disc
Molecular function (GO): zinc ion binding; transcription coregulator activity
Source: RefSeq, a predicted model, not a curated record
CGGUGGUCGCGUUGUGCAACUGGUUCGCGCGCGGGUCGUCUUCGUCCUCGUCUCGUCGCCGCAACAACAACGAUAUCGUCGCACAGUCGACUCCUCGCGCCACGCGUGUGCGUACGGUCUCAUCGGUCGGUCGGUUUUUUUUCCCGUUAAAGUCUUCCCGUGUUUUUCCUUCACCUCGUCGUUCACUAUUCGUUGAACAUAUCCCUUACCACCUUCCCCCUCCCCCCCCAACGUCGGCACUUAGAAGAAAUCGUUGUUCCACCGAUCGAUCGCGUUCCCGCCCGCUCUCCUAUUACCGGACCACCACAACCACGAAACUCCCGAAUAUCGUUUUGUUACUCCCCGUUCGUCCACGUCUGCUGUGCUAUCGUUACCUGGCCGCGUGAUUCGUUCGUCCCGAAACACCAUGGACGACUACCACUACGACGUCAUGAACUGCAGGACGCCCAAGGAACACUUCUCCGAAGGGGGAGCCGUUGCGAAUGAGCAGUACGAAGGGAGACCGUGCCUAACGUGCCACGACAACUGUGCAGGAUUCGUGCCACAUCCAUGGAGGAAGACAUGCGGCAGCUGUAAAUGUACAAAGGACUCGCACGAUGUGCUGCACGAGGAGUGGGUCAACGUACGCGACCGACUCGGUUUCAAGCCGGUCCAAGAUCCGGACAAGAGGGUGUCGAAGGAAAGGUCUUACAGCCAAGGAUACUCGUGGGUUCCACCCGGGCUGCCCAGUCACAAGGUAGAGAAAUACUUCAACAGUUUACCGUCCAAUAAAGUUCCUAAGCUGGGCACGGCCGGCGAGAAGUACCGGGACAAGCAAGUAGUCGUGCAACUACCCAAGCAAGACUUAGCGUUGACGUAUUGCAAACACGUGGAGCAAAGGCAUCACCAGAGCUACGAGGACUUCAUAAACGCUAGAAACGAGAUAGCGUUAGACAUUGGAUACGCCAGAGAAUGCACUUAUCACGUGGAAUGUCCGAAAUGUCAGAAAAAUGUUGAACCAGGUGAAAUAGGAGUGUUCGCGUCUAAAUUUGGCGAUACAGUUUUAUGGCAUCCGACAUGCUUCACUUGCACCGAAUGCCAAGAGCUCCUCGUCGAUCUGACUUAUUGUCUGUACGAAGACCAUUUGUACUGCGAACGUCACUAUGCACAAAAAUUCAAACCGAGGUGUUCGGCUUGCGAUGAGUUAAUUUUCAGUGGAGAAUAUACCAAAGCGAUGAACAAGGACUGGCAUUCCGGUCAUUUCUGUUGCUGGCAAUGUGACGAAUCGCUAACGGGACAGAGAUACGUACUGAGGGACGAACAUCCUUACUGCAUAAAAUGCUACGAAUCGGUGUUCGCGAACCCAUGCGACGAAUGCGACAAGGUCAUCGGAAUCGACUCUAAAGAUCUGUCGUACAAGGACAAACACUGGCACGAAGCUUGUUUCUUGUGCAACAAAUGUCGCGUCUCGUUGGUGGACAAGCAGUUCGGAUCGAAAGUGGAGAAAAUCUAUUGCGGAAAUUGCUAUGACACUCAAUUCGCUGCUAGGUGUGACGGAUGCGGAGACAUCUUCCGCGCAGGAACGAAGAAAAUGGAAUACAAGACCAGACAAUGGCACGAGAAAUGUUUCAGCUGCGUUGUGUGCAAGACGGCCAUAGGUACCAAAAGCUUCAUACCCCGGGAACAGGAUGUCUACUGCGCUACUUGUUACGAGGAAAAGUUCUCGACUCGUUGCGUUAAAUGUAACAAGAUAAUUACUAGCGGUGGAGUAACGUACAAGAACGAACCAUGGCACAGGGAAUGCUUCACGUGCAGCCAUUGCAACACUUCGUUGGCCGGGCAGCGUUUUACGUCCAGGGACGAGAAGCCAUACUGCGGCGAUUGUUUCGGAGAACUGUUCGCUAAGAGAUGUACUUCAUGCGUCAAACCAAUCACGGGAAUCGGCGGCACCAGAUUCAUCUCGUUCGAGGAUCGCCACUGGCACAACGAUUGUUUCAUUUGCGCCUCGUGCAAGACUUCGUUGGUGGGCAGAGGCUUCAUCACCGACGCCGAAGACAUCAUUUGCCCGGAAUGCGCCAAGCAGAAGCUCAUGUAAUCGCGCUCGCACAUGACAAUGCCGACAGACAAUCAACGCAAUAACACCCGUAGUCGCCCUUAUCGUUAAAAAUUGUUUAAUAAUAAUAAUAUUACUAUUACCAUCGCCGUGGUCUCGUCAUCAUAACAAAUUCAAUUACGAUACAUACGAUAUACACCAUAUACGAUGAAUAUAACUUGAUAAUUAUCGUCUAAAAUCGCUACGCACAUAUCCAUAUAUUGUAUUGAAUAAAUAAAAUAAAAAAAAAAAACAAUAUAAAUAAAAAAAAA